AUGACCAGUGUAGUUCACAGUUCGUCCAGGUGUUUUGGAGGAACUGUGUCGCUACUCAAAAGCCAGGAGAGGGACGUAAAUUAUGGCGAUGUUAUCGACACUGAAGCAUUUGAGAACAUCCUGAAUAACACAUUUAAUGACUUCGAAGAUUUUCGAGACGUUAUAUGGAUAGCUCCCGUGGAUUACUUCAAACUAGAUGAAGACUCAGCUUGCGCAACAUCAUGUAAGGGCUACCAACUAUUCUAUAACUCCUACAUUCUGAUAGUAGAGACUUUAGAUCUUUACACUGAGUCUUUAUGGUAUGAGGUAGAAUCAGAAAUUCGUAAUGGAGCACUGUUCGAGUGCCAUACGUGUACUAGCCACAACAACAGCAUACCGGGGCUCGGGCCACUCGAAUCAUCCAGCAGUGAAACUUAUAUCGUUUCAAAUAUUCUCCAUCGACUUGGUUAUUACGACCAGUUGAGAAUUGCAAAAGAGGGUGACGACAUUUACUAUGCCCUCAAAAAUUACUCUGGUAGGGAGAGUGAACAAAGCUUUGCAAACUACCUUGGCAAUGUGGUUAUGAACGAUACACUAAUACCAUUUAACGCAAGAGAUGGCAUUUCAUUCCAAGCUAAACUCCAUCCUGCACACCUUGUAGCACGUCUUCCCCUUCUCGCCAUUCUGGGUGCUGAAACACAGCUGCCAAAGGUGACCAAAAUCGCAGGCGCAUCUGAGCGGCUAUUCAUCGAUGUCAGAUUAAAUGUCAAACUCAAGGAACCAAUUACGGUCCUCGUGUGUAUCUUUGGAGGCCAGGUACUGGCUAUUGGGGCUGUUAUUUUCUAUUGCAGGAAUGUUUUCAUACGAGAUUAUGCGAGUAGCCUUUCUAUUGCCAGAUUGCUAAAAAAGACCACGGAAGACACAGAAGGAAUGAGUACACAUACGGGCGAGGAACUCGCGGAGUAUCUAGAUAGCAAAGGUGUUAUGAUGAGAUAUGGAACACGGCGGAAGGGUGACGAGGCGUUCGAGGUAGACCUGUGGAACGAUGUUGAGGAUGAAUUCCCUGAUGCCAUAUAUGCAUAG
This is a messenger RNA of Bipolaris oryzae ATCC 44560, 1062 nucleotides long. RefSeq lists its product as uncharacterized. Bases 1 to 1062 code for a protein of 353 amino acids. NCBI's taxonomy places the organism in Eukaryota, Fungi, Ascomycota, Dothideomycetes, Pleosporales, Pleosporaceae. The transcript has 2 exons. The record is from RefSeq and is a predicted model, not a curated record.